UUACAGAAGAAAAAACUGUGAAGUCUGUGGAGAUAUAAAGAUGACCACCAAGUGCUGCAUUAAUACAGAUUGUUCUGUUUUCUAGAAUAUACUUAUCUUUAACCAUCACUAUGCUCUGGAAUCUUCUCAUCGCUUCUGUCUUCAUAGGCACAGCCUGUGCAGUUCACCUGGAAUACCUGAAGAUUGACUCUGCUGAGGAACCUCUUGAUGGAAGCCUGGAUCCUGUUAACCAGGAUGAGGAUUUGCCGAUGUCUGAGGUCCAGCUCCCUGGUGCAUGCUGGGUGUGUAAGUGGGCCAUGCAGAAUGUGAAAAAACAUGUUUCCAGUAAAUCGACUGUGGAGACAAUUAAAGGACAACUGGCAACAGUCUGUGAUGGAAUCGGAUUCCUGCGAUUUAUCUGUAAGGCAUUAAUCAACAAGUACAUGGAUACUUUGGCGGAGGAGCUUUCUACCACAGACAAUCCAAAAACAAUCUGUGUGAAUAUCGGUAUUUGUAGUUCAGUGAGCAUGCAGGAACUGACCAAGGCUUUUCUGAGAAAAUACCCGAAAAUCUGAAGAAACCUGAAGAAAACAAUGCUUGAAAUAUAACACGCUUUUAAAUCCUGAUAAAGUCAGAUAUUUUGUGCCAAUAAAGCAAUUUGAAAUCAGCAA
Molecule: messenger RNA, 650 nt
Organism: Tachysurus vachellii
Lineage: Eukaryota; Metazoa; Chordata; Actinopteri; Siluriformes; Bagridae
Product: antimicrobial peptide NK-lysin-like
Exons: 5
Coding region: 111-554 (147 amino acids)
Biological process (GO): defense response to bacterium
Source: RefSeq, a predicted model, not a curated record